Messenger RNA from Hyaloscypha bicolor E, 2616 nucleotides. RefSeq lists its product as uncharacterized. The transcript is spliced from 7 exons. Lineage: Eukaryota; Fungi; Ascomycota; Leotiomycetes; Helotiales; Hyaloscyphaceae. The record is from RefSeq and is a predicted model, not a curated record. Bases 275 to 2458 code for a protein of 727 amino acids.
CUGUGCCGCGUUACUCCUCCAGGUUGGUUUGAAGCGUGGGGUGAAGGGUGAAACCAGCACGGCUCUUCGGCUGAAAUGGACUAUCGGGCAAUGAGCCAGUUAAGGUGCUGGCCACAAAGAACAGCUCGACGAUCUGCUAUUGCCUUGAGCAUGCGCACAUCUGCCCCUCCUUUACUGCGCCUCCAACCACAGUUAAACUGAGAGAUAUAAAAGUAAAUCUGGAAGAGAAAGGUGGGUCGUCUCUUCAACCAUAGCACAUAGGCAUACCAGCAUCAUGAAUUCAACGACCUAUCGGACCAAUGAGAAGAACACCCUCGUAUGGAGGGAGAUUGAGCCUCCAGAUACUACCAAACACCACCGUAGACGUGUCCUUCUUGCGAAAGGUUUGUCCAUUGCUGCUGUUCUGUUCUUAUGGUGGUCAUAUCAUUCCGUCCCGGGCCUCAUCGGAUGCAGAAAGACUGAGACUGUGGCUGAUGCAGACGGGGUUGAGGGAUAUAGAUUCGACGAUUUUGAGAGUAUCACCCCAAGUGAGAAGCUGGAAUGGCACAAAUGCUUCACGGCCUUCCGGUGUGCUCGUCUUACUGUACCCAUGGACUACAAUCGUCCACUUAAUGCUUCAAAGGAUAAUCCGAGGGUUCACAUUGGGUUGAUUCUUGUUCCUGGCAUUCAUACUGGAUCUGAGAAAGCCUCAAAGUCUCCUUUGCUGAUCAAUCCCGGAGGACCAGGUGGAUCCGGCUUUACGUUCGCCCUUGGUGCUGGACGCGCUAUCCAACAACUUUUCGGAGUACCUGAUCAAGAUGUGGUUGGUUUCGAUCCCCGAGGAAUCAUGAUGACAACUCCACGUGCAGAUUGCUAUUCAUUCCCGCCUGACAAUCUCUCUUCAAGCUUGCCAUCGCCUGAUGAUGAAGAUUAUGUCCAAGGUUCUUUUCACAGAUUUCUCUGGGCUCAAUCUGGCAGGGAGAUUGGAUUCAUCAACUCUAGUGAUGUUGCAUUGCAGAAACUUGAUACUCGGAUAAGAGCCACUGCCAAGCUUUGCCAAACAAAGGACGAGUUGUAUGGUGAUGACGGUAUCUUACAAUAUGUCAGCACUCCGAACGUUGCCCGAGACAUGCUUUCGAUUGUGGACGCUUGGGACGAGUGGACAAGCACCUUGAGCAAUGAGCCUGCAGUCUGUGAUUUACCGGUCAAAGUGAAGGAGGAGGAAUUGCACUCGUCUGCUGAUGGUGGCAUACCAUAUUCCCCAGAUACCAAAGGAAAACUUGUCUUUUGGGGACUUAGCUAUGGCACCAUGCUCGGUGCAACAUUCGCUUCUUUGUUCCCCGAUCGUGUCGGGAGAUUGAUUCUCGAUGGAGUCGUCGACGCGGACGGGUUUGUGGGACCUCUCUGGACAGAAAGCUCGUGGGAUACCAACAAAACCUUCGAUUCUUUCGCAACAUACUGUCACAAGGCAGCCAAGCGUUGUGAUCUAUACCAGGAUGGUGACGAAGUGCAAGACAUUGCAAACCGAUUUCAAGCUGUUGAAAUGAAGCUGCGGAAUGAGCCCCUCACUUGGAUUGAUGAGCAGUCGAAAAUGCCAGCCUCAUUCACCAACACUCACUUGAGAGGUCUUACUUUCCAAUCCCUCUAUGGGCCAACUAUCAUGUUUCCGAUACUCGCAUCCGUCGUCAGCAACCUACAUGAAGGUAUCAUUGAUGAGCUUAUCAAGCAGCUCGCCGGAAACUCUCCAUAUUUUAAUAGCCAGCCCUUUUGUGGAGCGCCUCUCUCAAGGUUUUCGUACCCAGGAGACGAAGCAGGACUUGCAGUGAUGUGUAGUGAUAAACGCCACCCACUCAAUGAAUCACUCCCGAAUCUUGAAAAAGAAUUCGAGUCAUUGUCGAAUAUGUCGUAUUUCUCUGACGUUUACAUGAGCUUCAUACUUAUUUGCGAUGGUUAUGGCAUCAAAAAUAAGGGCCUCACCAUGGAUUGGGAUGAUAACCCAGCACACGGAUCAGAACCCAUCAGAACCUCCUUCCCUAUUUUGUUUAUUAGCAAUUCUGCAGAUCCAGUCACUCCUUUGCACGCUGGCCUAAAAAUGGCCAAAAAAUUUGUGGACGCCGGCCUGAUUGAACAAAAGUCUGAGGGACACUGCUCACUUUCCGCGCCUUCGAGAUGUACGAAUGACUGGAUCCAAGGAUACCUCAAAACAGGCAUAGUGCCACCGCAUCCGGUGGGAGACUUAGGCGAUGGGAAAUGGGUCGAAUGUCGAGCUGAGGGUUAUCCAUGGAAGAGUUACGGAGCUGAGUCCUCCGAAGCACAAGGGGAAGACGCAAGGGCGGAAACUGAAAGGAUCAAAACCUUGAAUAAGGUGCAGCAAGAACUCGGCAAAGUGAAGCUCUGGGGAACUCAAAGUUUGGAUUGGAUUCCUACAAUGCAGGAAUUGGUCGCCGUGUACGAAUCGCAAAACCAUCGAAGGCAUUGAGAAGAGACAAUUGUGAUGGUCCAGUCAAGGUUUUAAAUGGUCAAUAUCUCCCCUUCCACAGUCUCUUUAUGAUCUCGGGUAAAAAUAGUUAUCAGAAUCUCGAUUGUGAGUAAAAAAUAAUGAUGCUUCCUUCAUUCCUGGUUAGACGUCUAGCCAAC